Neolamprologus brichardi is the source of this 1552-nucleotide messenger RNA. RefSeq names its product eukaryotic translation initiation factor 3, subunit Jb (gene eif3jb). NCBI's taxonomy places the organism in Eukaryota, Metazoa, Chordata, Actinopteri, Cichliformes, Cichlidae. Gene Ontology annotation, cellular component: cytoplasm; eukaryotic translation initiation factor 3 complex. Gene Ontology annotation, molecular function: translation initiation factor activity. The record is from RefSeq and is a predicted model, not a curated record.
CCGGAGUGCCGCCCAGAAGGUGGGAGCUGUUUCUGAACGUGGCCAACGGGCUGCAGCACUGACUGUACAGCGAGCCUGUCAAACACAAGCAACACAGCCAACAUGGCGGACUGGGACGCUGACAACUUCGAGCCGGAGGAACCGAUUAAAAAGGCGGCAGCGCUGGACAAAUGGGAAGGCGAGGACGAAGAUGAAGAUGUUAAGGACAACUGGGACGAUGAUGAAGAAGAUGAAGAGAAAAAAACAGAUGUGAAGAAACCAGAACCAAAAGUUUCUGAAAAGAAAAAGCUUAGUGAAAAGAUAAAAGAGAAAGAAAACCGGAUGAAGAAGAAACAACAGGAGGCGGUGGAACAGCAAGAAGAAGACGAGCUCACUCCUGAAGAACAGCUGGCAGAAAAAUUAAGAGUGAAGAAAUUACAGGAAGACGCAGACUUGGAGCUAGCAAAAGAUGCUUUUGGUGUUGGCAGCACUUCAAACAGUGUCACUGGAAUUGAUGCCAUGUGUCCAUCUUCCAAAGAAGACUUCACAGAGUUUGAAAAAAUGCUAAAAGAAAAGAUAACCCAGUUUGAAAAAUCUGUGCAUUAUUCAAGUUUCUUGGAGUCAUUGUUUCGGGAACUUUGUAUUUCAUUGGAAGUAGAUGACUUGAAGAAAAUCAGUAAUUCCCUGUCAGUCCUACUUAGUGAAAAACAGAAACAAGAAAAACAAAACAAAGGAAAAAAGAAGAAGAAGGGGGUCUUAGCUGGAGGUGGUUUGAAAGCACAGCUCAAAGAUGACCUUGACUAUGCAGCGUUUGAUGGAGGCUACGCCCAAGACUAUGAGGACUUCAUGUGACACUGGCUUCAUCACUACUGCCCUUUCCCCUUCUCCCGACUGUCAGAAAUGCAGCUGUACCUUCUCAUGCUGUCCAGUGCCAUCCUGGAAAAUCUGAACUGUGUCUUGACCCCUUCAUUUUGCUUCAGUGACCAGAGGGACUAUACCAGGAAGCAUCCAGUCUCACCACUCACGUUUUUUUUCUUCUUCUUCUUUUCUCCUUCCAUGCAAAUGGAAUUGCCUUUUCUCUCUCAUUCAGCCUCAACUCACAAACAAAUCACGCGGAAUCGGUUGCUCGACCCAGCUACAAUGGAGAAUACUACCAUAACUGCUGUUAUCUGAGUUUUGCAGGGCUUGUUUUUUGUUUUGUUUUUUUUGUUUCUUUUUAAAUUAAAUGUUGCUCCUGUCAAAAUGUCAGAUACAGUUAUUGCAGUUAUAAGUCUAGUGACAUAGAAACACAUGGUUCUAUGCAAAUCCUUUAAACAGAAUGUCAUGUAUAUAUUAUAGGUCUCACUUACCUGUGGAUGAUUUUCUUACAGGCAAGUGUAUAUAGUAUCUAUAACUUCAGUUGCCAAAUGCAGACAAUUAUUCAGUCCAUUAUUCAUCUUUAUUUCUGGAAAGGUUGCAUUGUGGGAGACUGACGCAACAUGAACGUAGUAGUUGUAAGCUUGCAGAGAGCACACAACAUUCACUGUAAGAUAAAAGGGAUAGAGAAGUAUAAUAAAUGUGACUUUAAAACCUC